CUGGAGGGCAGCAAAACCCUGUUACCCGGCCUCCACCCGGCCUCCAUGCCUGGGUGGGCCUCAGGUGGGAGGGCAAGGCCUGACGGCCAUCUUCUCACCCACCGCCAGGCCCCGCCACCAUGCCGCACACACAGGCGGCGUGAGCCCUAGGUGCAGCGAGGGAGGGCGCGCAAGUGGUGGCCCUGGCUUGAGCCGAUUAGCCUUAUUAAUAGAAAUUAAACCCUGGCUGCGAGUGCUGCCAAGCCCCUGUGGGCCCCAUGUGUGCCCCGUUCCCUGCCGCCAGGCAGGACGGGGUGUGGGGGCUAAGAGGCUUGGUGGGAUUAACACGUGGGCCCCAAAAAUCUGCCCCCCCAGCCUGCAAGGAAAUGGGUUUCCCUGUGUGUGGCUGGGACUGGCUCGUCCCCAGAGGCGGUCGAGUGGCAGCCAUGUAGGGGUUGUUUUGGGGGUUUUAGUGAGCUGCUGGGGGUGUGCUGGAUCCAUCCCCAGUGGCUCUUCCAGCCAUGAAGGAUGGUGAUCACUUGGCUGCUCCAGCUCAGCUUCUGACUCUGCUGGGCACAUACCCCUCAGCCUUGCCCAUGCUGCUGCAAAACCAUGAGCAUGGGAGAGGCGUUGGGGCUUGGGGAGGCUGUGAAAAACAGCCCCAUCCACAGUUUUGCCCCUCUGCUACUCCCCUCCCCUGCACCCUCUCUCCCAGCUCAGCCCAUCACCAUCACCGCUUCUUCCUCCCUCGUCCCCUCCAAACCUGCCCUGCUCUGCUGGGGGAGAGGCGAGGAGCCCCCCAGCCGGCUGUGGGAUUAUCGGGGGAUUCAGGCAGCCACCUCCUCCCCAUUGGCUGGAAAAGCCUCUUAAAAGUGGAGAAGUGCUUUCUGCCUGCUCAGCACCUGCUGGUCUUCGCUGACCUGAAACCAUAAGCGGCUGUUGACCCACGUCCACCCUGCCCGCACCCACCUGUGGGAGGCAAGGGGGUCCCCUGCGUGGGGCAUCCCCUCCGGCUUGGCCGUGGGUGGCUUUGCAGAGGGCGGCAUCAGCGCUGGAGGAAAGCAGGCUGAGAGGGGGAUUAGUUCUCCAGCGGGGAAGUGGCUGCCCCGAAGGAAGGAGCGGGGCAGAGGAGGCUGCUCGAAGGGUGCUGGGUUCCUGCAGGCAUCGCCCCGUGCCUUGCUGAUGGUGUGCCCGCCAUGGAGCAAAGAGCCAGCAGGGCCAUCUGACUGGGCACCCUCAUCCAGAGCCGGGGAAGGCCAGCCAGACCCAUCCCCUCACCUCGGGGACUCAGCCUGCGCUCGGGUGGUCAUUGCACAGCACCUGGAGAGCUCGCUCUCUGUCACCCCACCGCCUCACGGCCUGCCUUUCCCCCUCCCAGGCUAGACGAUGGGGAGAGCUGACCCAGAGGAAGGGCAGCUCCCAGCUCCCGUGAAGCCCCCUGAUGGCGGCUGGGGCUGGAUCGUGCUCUUUGGCUGCUUUGUGAUCACUGGCUUCUCCUAUGCCUUCCCGAAAGCCGUCAGUGUGUACUUCAAGGAGCUCAUGAAAGAUUUCCACGUGGGCUACAGUGACACAGCCUGGAUCUCCUCCAUCAUGCUGGCCAUGCUCUAUGGGACAGGACCAGUAUGCAGCAUCAUGGUGAACCAGUUUGGCUGCCGGCCUGUGAUGCUCAUCGGCGGGCUGCUAGCUUCUUCUGGGAUGAUCCUGGCAUCUUUUACCACCAACAUCAUCGAGCUUUAUCUGACAGCUGGCGUGCUGACAGGUCUGGGUAUGGCGCUGAACUUCCAGCCCUCACUGAUCAUGCUGGGCACCUACUUUGACAAGCGUCGGCCUCUUGCCAAUGGACUGGCUGCUGCUGGGAGCCCUGUCUUCCUUUCCUCCCUCUCUCCACUGGGGCAGGUGCUGCUGGAGAAGUUUGGUUGGCGAGGAGGGUUCCUCAUCAUGGGGGGCCUUCUGCUUAAUUGCUGCACUUGUGGGGCAGUCAUGAGACCCCUGGAUAUGGGCAUGAAGAGGAAGGUGGAGAAGACUCAGGACAAGUAUGAAGCCAAGGAGAUGUUGCCCAUAGGAGGGAAGUCAGAGGAGGGCAUCAGCUCCACAGAUGGAACCAAGAAAGCCAAGAAAGCCAAGAAGAAGCCCAAGAAAGGAAAGAAGCUGUUGGAUUUUAGUAUCUUUUCCAACCGAGGGUUUAUCAUUUACACCAUCUCAAAGUUCAUCCUGGUCUUGGGUCUCUUUGUGCCCCCCAUAUUGCUGGUCAACUACGCCAAGGACACGGGAGUACCAGACACAGAGGCCGCGUUCUUGCUCUCCAUCAUCGGUUUCAUAGACAUCUUUGCCCGACCAGCCUGCGGCAUGGUGGCGGGGUUGAAGUGGGUCCGUCCUCACGUGGCCUACCUGUUCAGCUUCGCUAUGCUCUUCAAUGGCCUGACGGACAUCUGCAGCGCCAGGGCUAGCAACUACACGGGGCUGGUCAUCUUCUGCGUCUUCUUCGGCAUCUCCUACGGCAUGGUGGGGGCACUGCAGUUCGAGGUGCUGAUGGCCAUCGUUGGCUCCCAGAAGUUCUCCAGUGCCAUCGGGCUGGUCCUGCUUAUCGAGGCGUUCGCUGUGCUCAUUGGUCCCCCCUCUGCAGGCCGUUUGGUCGACGCUCUCAAGAACUACGAGGUGAUCUUCUACCUGGCGGGCUCAGAGGUGGUGCUCUCCGCUCUCUUCCUGGCCAUGGCCACCUACUGCUGCCUGAACCGAGGGAAGAAGAAGACGCCUCCCCCAGAGAAGACCCCGUCGGGGGGUGGUGGGAGCGACACCGAAGAAGCAGAGUCCGACGUGCAGGAAGCCGAGGAGCACAGCAGCGACAACCACCAGCCGGCCCACAGCACCGACAACGCCGUGGUGGCAGCCAGCGAGGAGGCCAACCAUGUGGAGGACGAGCAGAGCGGGGAGGGAGGCAGGUGUCCCGAGGGGGACAGGGAGGUGUUGGCACAAGCUGGCUGCAACGCUGACCAGACGGUGGAGAGGGACAGUUUUUAACCAGGGCGGAGGAAUGGGGACGUAAAAUGGCUGGCCUGGUCUGCAGGUAACUCGGCCUGGGAGGGGAGGUGGGACGUGGGGUGGAAAAGAACAAAGCAAAAGCAGGUUUAAGAAGAUGGUGAGAGUCUAACAAUAGCGGGUUCUUGUGUACAUAUGCCCACAUACCUACCCAGCGAUAUAUCUACUUGCGUCCUGCACCCAUGCUGGUAUAACACAGGCUCAGAGCAGCCCAAACACCAAAAUCUUCCCGCCCACCUCCAAACCAGCCCUGGAAAAUGUAUUUUGAAGAAGCUGUGAAGGACUCUCCUUUUCCUUCUGCAUUGUCAUAAUACAGCACACAAUUAGAGACUCUUUGUAAUCAGCUCUGGUACGCUUUGGCCUGGUGUCAGUGUUUCCUCUACCCCGUUCCUACUGUUGGGACAGCACAACCCGGAGAGGCACAGCUCUUGGAAAGACUGAGCUCUUGGAAAUGCCACUAUUCCCGGUAGGGAUAUGCUGUUAGAGGCUGCUGGGAUGCCAAAAAGAAGAGGGCACCUCAAAAACGCUAAUGCCACUGAGAGGGUGGCCAUGGCACGGAGCUGCACUGCCAGCAAUAGCAGCGGCAGCCGGGGAGGGGUUGGCAGUGCAGGUAAACAACCCAUCCCAAGCGAUUAUCCACUCAGCAGGAGCAGCACAAGAUGCGCGCGUGUUUGUUU
Messenger RNA from Cygnus olor (mute swan), 3692 nucleotides. It is a transcript of the gene SLC16A8, whose product is annotated as solute carrier family 16 member 8. Gene Ontology annotation, molecular function: monocarboxylic acid transmembrane transporter activity. The transcript has 5 exons. The record is from RefSeq and is a predicted model, not a curated record. Bases 1366 to 2997 code for a protein of 543 amino acids. Gene Ontology annotation, biological process: transmembrane transport; monocarboxylic acid transport. Gene Ontology annotation, cellular component: membrane. Lineage: Eukaryota; Metazoa; Chordata; Aves; Anseriformes; Anatidae.